Styela clava is the source of this 658-nucleotide messenger RNA. RefSeq lists its product as uncharacterized. Lineage: Eukaryota; Metazoa; Chordata; Ascidiacea; Stolidobranchia; Styelidae. The record is from RefSeq and is a predicted model, not a curated record.
UAAAAUUUGUUUGGUGAUCUACAUACUAAUUAAAUAAAGACAUGCCGAAUUAUGCUACUCCCGGACAUCCAUAUUCGUCUCAGAGUAUUUACGUAACGGUCAGUCCUGUUUACAAAAAAAGGGGCUCAAAUUCCGAUCAUGAUUUCAAGCCACAAGAGUCAUUCAGUCGUAGACUUCCUAACAUCAGUCAACGCGUCCAGUCAGCAGCGGACAUCGGAUUGGUGACAUCAUCGAAACAACAGCAACGUGCUCAUACUGCUCCACCAACGUACAAAUAUCCUCCACGAGUGGAUCACAAACACAGGUUAAUAACUACAAACUUCAAGCAAAAUACGCCAUGGUGCAGAGAUAUGUGCCGUUGGUUUACUCCGGACAGGACGCAGGGUGUUUGGUAUGACAAUGAAGAUUUUGAUAGAUAUCGGCAAAGUGCAUUCAAAUUUCGAUUACCGGCACAACAUAUUUAUCACACAAAAGCCGGUCUGAUGCCAAACUAUUCGGGAUAUGUUCCUGGACAGGCAUUUAGAUAUGGAGGCACGUGGGCUAGAGAAACGGCGAAUGCCAGAAUGAUCGGAAUUGCAAGAAAAUGGGAGUCGACAUCUUAUUUUCAGGAUCGCCCUAUAGGAGCUUGACAAUAAAAAUUACAUCUCUCUAUUCUGUA